AAGCCAAAAUUUAUGGCUAAAAAUAUGGUGAAAAGCGCCUACUGGCGUCAAUAAACAAUCUCAUGUUGGUAAUUUUGUUUUGUUUAUGUAUUUUUCAAUUUUACAUUGAACUUUUUUAUGCAAAUAGAUUGCACCGAAAAUCACCAUGUUUCCAGUGAGGAAAGGAGGAAAACUGACUACUUAUAUGAAUCUCUCUAGAUUCUGUGUUUCAAAUGCUGCAUCUUUUCACGAGGAUGAAGACUAUGAAAGAAUGCCCUUUUUACCUCAACCAAAGAAACCCGCUCGACCUAAGCGUGCUGCUAUUUAUAGAAAUGUUAUGCCUCCUCGAUACUUGCAAAUGGCAACAAAUCAAAAUUGGAAUGAUGUAUGGCCAGCCGCUAAAUCGUUUAAUCCGUCCAGUGUACCUUUACCUGUUUUUAUGGGCUGGUUAAAGGGUCAACCUAGGCUUGGGAAAUUCAACAACCCUGAACUAGUCAAGAUUCCCAAUUUCUUUCAUUUGACUCCUCCAAAUAUCAAAAAACAAUGUAUGGCUCUGAAAAAAUUUUGCAGUCCAUGGCCAGAGGGACUUGAGACGGAUGAAAAAAUUGAGAAACAUUUUCCUGUUGAAAUAGUGACAAGAGAUUAUUGUCAUGCAUCACCUACUAUAAGAGAUCCACGAGCUCGAACGAUAACCAUGAGAUUUAAAUUAUCACAACUGGAAUUGGAUGAUCACAGUAGGGAUAAAAUAAUUCGUCUUUUGGGCAAAAGAUACAAUCCUUUAAACGAUUUAGUCACUAUUGAAACCUCUUCGUGUCCUUUCAAAAAGCAAAAUAUUGACUAUGCUUUUUACCUAUUAACAGUUGUUUACUAUGAAUCAUGGAAAACCGAAUCUUGGGAAGAACUGAAAGAACCUCAAGACUGGGAAAGAUUCUUUUUUGAAAAGAGCUCAUCUCGAAAGAAAAUUUUAGAUUUUCUAAAGACGGUAGACAUAAAUGCUGAAACUAAAAAGGAAGAUAUUAAGGAAUACGAAGAAGCAAUCAAAGAUAUCGUAGAUAAUCAAGAAAAUGAUGAAACAGUGGAUGCUUAUGGAAGAAGUGUCGCUAAAUUAUUAUUUAGUCAAGUAAAAUAAAAUACAAAAUAUUGUUUAUGAAAUUAAAUGAAGCUUUAAUGAGUUCUGUAAUGAAUAAAAAUCUCCAAGUUUAAAUACAAAUUAAAGUAAUCAAAUUUUAUCCAGAACAACCUCGACAGCCACAGUUAUUACAUUGUAUCGGUCUAUUUUCAUCUAAUUUUUCUUUUGGUACUCUACAUAUACAAUUAGUUCCGAAAUUUGUGUCCUUUACUUGGAUACACCUUAAACAACACAGAUUUUCAUAUCCAGGUUUCUUCCAUUUGGCUAUCAAAGCUUUAUCAGCCAACUUUUGUUUAACACAAAACUCGAACAGCUCUUUAGAAAUGGCUUGUUUUUUGUAAAAUAAAUCGAACAAAUACCUAUUCCUCUGAUUAUGGAUUUUGAAAAUAGGCCAUAGACUUUCAGUCCGUCUUUUACCUUCAUGAGGUUCUCUUUCGGCUUCCCUCAUCUUUGCUUCCAACUCCUCGAAUGUUGGUUCAAUUAGGUCCCAUCCAUCAGGUGGAGUGCCUCGAAUCCGAA
Tetranychus urticae (two-spotted spider mite) is the source of this 1627-nucleotide messenger RNA. RefSeq names its product mitochondrial ribosomal protein S35 (gene mRpS35). Gene Ontology annotation, biological process: mitochondrial translation. Gene Ontology annotation, cellular component: mitochondrial small ribosomal subunit. Lineage: Eukaryota; Metazoa; Arthropoda; Arachnida; Trombidiformes; Tetranychidae. The record is from RefSeq and is a predicted model, not a curated record. Gene Ontology annotation, molecular function: structural constituent of ribosome.